Messenger RNA from Ambispora leptoticha, 1953 nucleotides. The record is from the annotation of a GenBank genome assembly. NCBI's taxonomy places the organism in Eukaryota, Fungi, Glomeromycota, Glomeromycetes, Archaeosporales, Ambisporaceae.
AUGGAAGUUCUUAAAGAUAAUUUCCAAGAAUUAUUGCCAACCAUCGAAGAAGCAAUUCGUGGAGCCGACUUUCUAGCUAUCGAUACGGAACUUACUGGCUUGCAUGAACGUGUAGAAAGGAUAAAAAGUUUUGACGACCCACAAUUAAGAUAUAGUAAAGUUCGAGCGGCAGCAACAAAGUUCGGUUUAUGCACAUUUACAUACUCGGAAUCAGAAAAUGUUUUUAUUGCACGACCGUUCAAUUUUUAUAUUUUCCCAGCGAGCUCAGAUAGAAGAGACAUAAGUGAUGUGUGUUUUCUGUCUAGUGGAUCAAGUCUUCAAUUUCUUUCAAAAUGUGGCUUUGAUUUUAACAAGUUGAUCGGAAAAGGUAUACCAUGGAUUAAUCGGACAGAUGAAGCUAAACUGAAUAUGCGUAGAGAGAAUUUUGCACAACGCCAGAUUGAAAAUCCACCGGAUGAGGAAACCAAGGGGCACGUAGAAAAAUUGAUGCAAUUUAAACCAUCACAAUCUCACGCAUCAUUUUUUUCCGCAUUUAAAAGGAAACAAAUAGAAGCGUGGUUUCAAAACACACAAACGGAAGAAUUGGUGGUGGAAACGCCAAGUAUUCGUCAAAAACGUUUGGUUUUUCAGGAGAUCAGAGAAAAAUAUAAUGGUCUUAUAGAAGGCGAUAGUCGGCCAAAAGCUAUGAUACUCAAGCGCUUAACAGAGGAAGAGCGACAGAAGAAAUUAGAUGCUGACUCCGAGGAGACCGCUGAAUUGCUUGUGAAUUUUCGAGUGAUUAUCGAAAAGAUGGUAGAAGCCAAGAAACCUGUCAUUGGUCACAACUGUUUUCUUGAUUUUUGCCAAUUCCUUCAUCAAUUCUGGGAAGAAAUUCCAGAGAGAGUUAAUGAAUGGAAAAAAUUAGUGCGUGGGAUGUUUGAUAUUGUUAUCGACACCAAACACCUGGCAAGUACCCAUCUGCAGUUGCAGAAAAUCCUGCCAAAAAAUGGGGUGCAAGAUAUUGUGGAAGCAACUCAGAAACUUCCAUUUAUCGAAUACGCGCCAAAAGUUGGAUUGGAUCCAAAAUUCAACAGAUACACUUUUAAUGAUGAAACCUUGAAUCAUGAGGCCGGCUAUGACGCCUACGUUACCGGAUGCAACUUCCUGUCCUUGGCUGCAUUCAUAUUACAUGAGAAAGAGAUUAAGGUCGACGCGUACGCUUCUUUCUUUGAAGAUCUUGAUGUUCCGCAACCAGAAACAGAAGAGGAUAAAAAUGAAAUUUCAACAGAGAAUGUUGAAAUUGAUUUUCGAAAAUUAUAUUUGACUUCAGAAAAACUCACCAAAUUCUAUAAUAAGCUACAUUUGCUAAGAUCAGAUUUUAAAUAUUUAAAUUUGGUGGGAAAUGAUGGGUUGCCACCAGCAAGGCCAAAUUCCUUCUUGCUCUCUAAUAUCCCGCCAAUGACGAAUCAACAAGCUUUAUAUACUAUCUUCGAGGAAUAUGGCAACAUAUUUUUCUCUUGGAUUGAUGAUUCAAAUUGUUGGCUAACAUUAAAAGAUGAUAAAAAACGCGGCAAGUUAGUUGAGGGUGUUUUGAAUGAAUCGAAACUUUUCUCAAAAUUUAUCGAAGGUGGAUCAAAGUAUCAGAAAGGCAAGAGUAAAGGAGUCACGGAAGCGAUGGGAGAAAUUGUAAUAAAAUCGUGGGAUAAAUGGAUCCAAGAAGUCACCGAAGAACAAAAUAACAUUAAUACAGAUAAAAUAGCUAUUGAUGGGAAGCGAACUUCGAAAUCUGUGUCUAUAGCCAUUCAAACAGAUGGAAUUCAGGAAUUUAUGGCAGAGACACCGAUAAUCGAGUUCUCUUCUUCUUCCUGGACACGUCCAAAAAUUGAAGAUGAGUGGCCACCGAAUUCAGAAGAAUUUCAAAGAAGACCAAAUGACGCAGCAAGUAUAGACGCCCGAACCAUUGAGACCACCUGA